This is a messenger RNA of Spea bombifrons (plains spadefoot toad), 6325 nucleotides long. RefSeq names its product ubiquitin specific peptidase 54 (gene USP54). Gene Ontology annotation, biological process: protein deubiquitination. The transcript has 22 exons. The record is from RefSeq and is a predicted model, not a curated record. NCBI's taxonomy places the organism in Eukaryota, Metazoa, Chordata, Amphibia, Anura, Pelobatidae. The coding region runs from base 65 to 5224 and encodes 1719 amino acids. Gene Ontology annotation, molecular function: cysteine-type deubiquitinase activity.
CUGGUUGCAUCUAGAGGCUCUGCGGAGAUUCCGGUCUCGUAUUUUCUCUUUUGCACUGAACUCAAUGAUGUCCUGGAAGAGAAAUUACUUUUCUACGGGUAGAGGAGGCGUACACGAGAUGUUUACUCCACGAAAUUCCAUGUCCAUUGCUCCAAGCAAAGGUCUGAUUAAUGAACCCGGACAGAAUAGCUGUUUCCUAAACAGUGCACUGCAGGUUUUGUGGCACCUGGAUAUUUUCCGCCGAAGCUUCCGACAACUUACAACACAUAAAUGUAUGGGCGAUUCCUGCAUAUUCUGCGCACUUAAGGGAAUAUUCAAUCAGUUCCAGUGCAGCAGUGAGAAGGUGUUGCCGUCAGACGCUCUCCGUAGUGCACUUGCCAAGACGUUUCAAGAUGAGCAGCGUUUCCAGCUAGGUAUCAUGGACGAUGCCGCAGAAUGCUUCGAAAAUCUUCUAAUUCGCCUCCACAUCCACAUUGCGGAUGAGUCCAAGGAAGAUAUAUGCACUGCCCAGCACUGUAUUUCUCAUCAGAAGUUUGCGAUGACCCUGUUUGAACAGUGUGUUUGUACAAGCUGUGGUGCCACAUCGGACCCUCUGCCAUUUAUUCAGAUGGUGCAUUACAUUUCCACCACUGCCCUCUGUAACCAGGCCAUCUGUAUGUUGGAAAGAAGAGAAAAGCCUACCCCUGACAUGUUUGGGGAACUGCUCCAGAAAGCUAGUACUAUGGGAGACUUGCGAAACUGUCCGAGCAAUUGUGGUGAGAAAAUAAGAAUCCGCCGUGUGCUCAUGAACGCUCCUCAAAUCAUAACCAUAGGACUGGUGUGGGACUCUGAUCAUUCAGACUUGGCUGAAGAUGUCAUUCAUAGUCUUGGCACCUGUCUGAAGCUCGGUGAUUUGUUUUACAGGGUAACAGACGACAGAGCAAAACACUCUGAACUCUACCUGGUUGGAAUGAUUUGCUACUACGGGAAACAUUACUCCACAUUCUUCUUUCAAACAAAAAUACGCAAGUGGAUGUAUUUUGACGAUGCCCAUGUUAAAGAGAUUGGUCCAAAAUGGAAAGAUGUAGUUACAAAGUGUAUUAAAGGCCAUUACCAGCCAUUACUGCUUUUAUAUGCUGACCCCAGGGGUACUCCAGUAUCUGUUCCAGAUGUCCUGUCUCAGAUGGAUAUACGUCAGUACAGCAGAACCUGCUAUGACAGCGAAGACUCAGGGAGGGAACCUUCAAUUUCCAGUGAUACCAGGACAGAUUCUUCCACUGAUAGCUAUCAUUAUAAGCAUUCCCACCACGAGUCUGUGGUCAGUCACUUCUCCUCUGAUUCGCAAGGUACAGUGAUAUACAACCUGGAAAAUGAUGCAGCAUCACAAAGCAGCCGGGACACAGGGCACCUGACAGAUAGUGAAUGCAGCCAACGACACUUCUCGAGAAAAGGACCCAUAACGGACCGAAAGCGAACUUCUAGUAGACCCAGAAGGAAAGGAGAAGAAUCUCAGUCUUCUGGCUAUCACAGCGAAGGUGAAACAUUAAAGGAGAAGCAGGCUCCCAGAACAGGCCUUAAAUUGUCCAGCAGCUCAAGCAGGCUCAGAGACUUUAAAGCUACUGUUAGCAAUAUGAUACAUAGCAGACCAUCACAAGCAUCACAGACAUCACAAACCGUUCAUCAUGUAGGAAGUGGAAUGGAUCAGACAGAAAUCAAACCUCCAUCAAGCUUGACUGUGCGACCUCGGGACUGGGAGAUGGAAAGUGGCAACAAUGAAGCCAAGUCAAAUGUAUCCAAUAGGUAUCGUCCGAAUUGGCGUCCUACUCGUGAGCCAUUAAAUGUAGAUAGUGUCUUCAGAUCAGAAAAGAGGAAAAACACUGGAUACUGUCCGCUCAGUCCUUUCAAUGAAGAUUCAGCUAAAGAACUGACCGUUAAUGAUAUGCAUGAUCAUGCCAUGCAUGAUGCAAAAGAGACACAUCAGUGUGUGAAAUACAGGAGUUGGGGUGUGGGCCGGAGCAUUCCACAUCUUAUUGAGCACCAACAACCUCGCCUUAUUCAGAGGAUGGAGUCUGGCUACGAGAGUAGUGAAAGGAACAGCAAUAGCCCUAUUAGCAUGGACCUGCCUUUAUCAGAAAACUGUAGUGCUUUUCGGGAAUAUCAUUCAAGAAAAAGUCCUGCCGCGGCACCCACCUGGCGAAAUAUCCCCAAAUCCCAAAGCAGCAGUGCAUUGGAUAUGGCAGAUUCAGCCUCAAGUGUCUGGGUGAAGGUCCACCCUUCGCAUAUGGCAGGAGUAGAAGGCCCUGUGCCUUUAAAAACUGAGCUUGAUGAGUUACAAGAGGAAGUAGCAAGAAGAGCGCGAGAGCAGGAGUUACGUUGGAAACGUGAGAAAGAGAUUGAAGCAGCUAUGGGAUUUAACCCUCGGCCUAGGCGAUUUUUGGAUUUGGAUGAAUUACAAAAUCAGGGAAGGAAUGACAGCUUUGAGCGAUCCAUGCAAGAAGCAGAUUCAGUGUUUGAGCAGUCACUGAGGCUUGAACAGAAAGGAGAUUACUCUUCUGCUUUGGCCCUGUGUAACGAAGCUAUUUCUAAAUUCAGACUUGCCAUGCAUGAUGCCAGAUCUAGCACACACUGCAGAGCCCUAGCAAAUAAGAAGUUGCAAAUGUGUAUUCGAAACGCUCGGAGUCUUCAGGACCGCAUGCUGCAGCCGACAAUUCCACUACCACCGCCGUCAGUUUACCCCUUGCCACAGGGGGGAGCUUUAAGCCAAUCUACAAGUGACCAGGCUAUCUCGGACCAAGUUCCAAUGAACCCACAGGUACUGCUGGAUACAAACACAAAGGAGGACUUUGCAUCCGCUCCAUUAUUCCACUCGUUUGCUACUAGCCAUGAGUUGCUUCCAUUGUCCUCUGAGUCUUCCAAUUUAUCAGCUUCUGACCAUAGCUCAUAUAGCAAACCAUUUUCCAAACACCUUGCCCCAUCUACAGAUCCUGAUAUUCGUGGUACCGCCUCACCUCCUAAGCAUAACUUAGUUAACAAAGCAGUAAUAACAGAGGAUUUCACCCAAGGCCUCCAAAACGGUAUGCCAAAGACUGAGAGGACAAGUGAUGAGAACCCAGAUAAUGGCAGUAAGCUGAUCGAGGAACAUGAGCUUAAAGAUGGUUUUCUAUCACUACGUAAGGUGAAACGCAAUGGCAUUAAGUCUGGAUCUUUACCAUCCUUGCUAUUCCCCUGGGCACGGCGAACACAGGCUCAGUCUCCAGAUAUAAGCAACCCACCGAGCUAUUGUAACAAAUCUGUUAGUACUGAAGGCCAUACAACCACUGAUCAGACUGGUUCUUGUGUUUCAGUCCCUCCGUCAGGUUCCACCAAUUUCCACCUUCCCUCAGCCAGUGUGUUCUCAAGAGUCAACAGCCAUGGCAUUUUAUUGGAAAAACAAAUUGAAACUGGCAAUGCAGAACUUUGCAAGGCUGAGGCACCUAAGAGUAAGGGGUUAGUGCGGUCUCUAGCAGAACAAUUUCAGAAGUUGCAGGGGGGUUCACCAAAGAGAAACAGUUUAGGUGUGAAUUGUACUGGUGUUGACAAUCCAGAGCAGAAGCCUCCACUAGCACAAAUACAAGAAUCCAUGAAUACUUCACACACAGAGUCAAAUUCCCAGCCCGUAAUAGUUCCAGAAAACAAAGCCAACUGCACAGAACAAGUCUGCCAAGAUAAAUCUUUGACCAUAAAUGGUUCUAACACAAAUAUUCAUAACCAGAAUAUUGCUUUCUUCACAGGAGAAUUACCUGAAAAUAAUAUUAAUGAUAAUAUUAACAAAGUUAAUAGUUCAGUUAACCAUGGAAAAAUAUUGUACAAAGGGGAAAAAAAGGUAAAAUUUGGAAGCACUGUUCAUUUGCCAGUCUCUGGGCCUGUGGACCAAUGGGCAGAGAAUGUCAACAAGUAUUAUAGUGCCCAUGUGGAUGGCACAAAUCGCCCAGUUUUAUCGCCUCGGUCACAUCCAGUAAAGUAUGGCUUGUCAAAGAGCUCAUUAGAUUUGCGCCAGGAGUGGAAGGAGACAAAUCAAGAGACUUCAGAGCUGGACACCUUAUAUAACAGGAGUUUACAGGCUGCUCCCAAUAGGAUUGCGCAAUGGAGGUCUGAAAAUGAAAGACAGACACUUGGGAAGCCACUUCUUGACAACACAACAAGGAAGAUGCAGACUGCUGGUGGCAAAGGUCUAUCAAGGACACCCACAGCAGAUAUAGAGCGCAGUCUCUGUGGAACUACACAUUCACCUGUAUCUAAGGUCACUCACGUCAGCGACCAAACCAGGGAGUGUGAGGACGACGAGCUGUACAGUGCAGAUCGUUUCCGGCGCCUGGCCCGGAGCCUCAGUGGGACAGUCAUCACUAGCAGAGAAGACACUCUUGUCUCUUCUCAAAGUUUUGAGGCAUCCAAUGAGAGGAAAUCGCUUAUGGACAGCAGCCAUCGCUCUCACAGCUCCUCCUCCCACCCUUAUACCCACAAUCCUUCUGUCUUAUCCUAUGAACCCCAGCACUACCCAACCCAGCUGCAGCACCCAUCCCAUGAGGUUCUGGCGCCCAGCAUGGUGGGUGAGACACACAGACCACCAGGAGGUACCAACUUCAAAAAGCUUUUGGCUAUGCCUGACCGGGGUGAAAUUGUCAGAAGCAACAAAUAUUCAAACAUGGCACUGAGCUAUGCAACUCUGCCAAGGGCACCAAAGCUCAGUCCUGGUUUACACUCCAGUCCACCACAAAGGUCUGUCGACCACUGGCAAGACGCAGGAGCUGAAGAACAAAAUAUUCCAGGUUGUCUUCUAUGGUCUGGUCAGAUAUCUUCAUCUGAACAACACAUGGUGAAUUGUGGCUCCAUAGGCUCACCAGGCAGAAGAUCACAGGUUGGCCUCUCACAGCAGACAUCCGGGUUCAGAGGCUAUGAACCCUCUACAAUGAAUUGCAAGCCACAAACCACCACAGGGUACAAUACAUUUAGAAUGCCUCGUAGUUCUUCUAUGGGUAGAGGAGACACAUGGGAAAAUUCCUUCAUGCCUCAGCCUAGAAUACAAAGCCCAAAGAGGGUUGACAUGCCACCAGAGGAUGACUGGAGACAAAACAGUUUUGCACCCCAGUUAGGUGGUAGGAGACCUCGUCCAGUAUUUUCGCCCCAUAGGACCUUUUCAUCUGCUUCUGAUGUGUAUGGGACAUCAAACUGGAGAGGAGCCUUUGCCUUGCACAGAAAUGGUCAAUAACUUUUGUCAUUCAGCCAGCCAAUCAUGGAAGCAUCUUUCCUGGUUAGGUACUGCCAAAUUUGCAGUUUCCAUCAGAAUUCUAUGCUUUGUAAUGCAACUGAAUCUCUUCUAAAACAAAAUGAGUGCCAGUCUUCUUUUAACAUCUUUAUUCCUGUGGAGAGCCACCUAAUGUUAGUUUAUCCAGCAAGAAUUGAAAUCCAUGUACCCAAGUGGUCUAGGAAGGAUUUGCAAUGAACUUACACUGGGAUCAGUAUAUACGGUUUCAGAAAUGCUUGUCUAGGGAGCUUGCAACCACUUCAGGUCUGAAUUACUGACAGACAUUUCUUCCACACAAUACAUAUUAUGAGCAAUUGAUUUUUAUACAUUGUUAGCAUGGUGCUCGCCCAGCAAUAAUUGCUUAAAAGGAGAAUUUAAAAGCGUGCAAGAGGUUUCUAAGAUAAACCCAGUAAAAGAGAAAUAAACUACUUAGAUUUUCCGAAGCCAUUGCCUUCAGUCUUUCAGGCCCUGCUUCAGUUAGCAAUAGUCAUAUGUUGCAGUGGUGUUAGAUUAAACAUUGAGUUGUUUGGAGUUAUAUGUUGGUAACCUUGUUGGUGAAUUUAUGACCAAAGGACCUUAUCCGUUUUGCUAAUCCAUGCACUACAGUCCUACCGGACACAUAGUAUUCCUAGACCUCCCUUAACUCUUUUUGGAAUGUUUUUUGCUGCCACAAGGGCCUGGGAUCUCCUGCCAGGCAAAGGGGUUAAACUUGGCAGACCAUGCACAUCUGUAAUUGGCCUUCCAGAGACACCCAAUACAACAAACCAGCGUGUAGCUUGUUGGUCUGUGGACUGGAACCAUGGAUGGAUAGAGUUAAGCACAAAACUUGACUACUGUAAAGGUGGUGGGAAACAAGUGAGGGCAAUGCCACGGUUGUUAAGUAAGCCCUCCCCAACCUUAUCUUUCCCUCCAGUAAUUGUAGCAAUGCUCAUAACAGAAGACUGUUAUUUCUGCAUGCUUAAUCCCACUGAUGUUAACAUCUAGAGUAAAAUUAAAUAUUUUAGUGUCAAAACAUUUGCUUUUGUAAGUAUUUUUCAAAUAAAUAUAUGAAAUAGUUCUAUUACA